AUGGCGGCUGGGCACUUCGCCGCCACAACCCCCAACCCCAUCCGUCUCAUCCAAUCCUCAUACCUCCUCGCAAAACCCAACCCAACUAUCUUCUCCCCACCUUCGAAUCUUCGCCACCAAAAAUCAGCACUUCAUUAUAGGGCUCGAAGGAAGCUCUGUUUCACUGUCUAUGUCGUCAUGGAGGACCAAAAGCAGAGUACCCAUCUCGAGAAUUGCACAGAAAAAGCCCAAGAGGCUGCUGAUUCUCAGAUCCCAAUUGUAAUUCCGUCCGUACGUGUGGCUGAGAAGUUGUCCAGGAAGAAAUCGGAGAGGUUCACUUAUCUUGUUGCUGCUGUGAUGUCCAGCUUUGGUAUUACUUCCAUGGCUGUCAUGGCUGUUUAUUACAGAUUUUACUGGCAAAUGGAGGGUGGGAAUGUGCCUUUGUCUGAAAUGUUGGGUACAUUUGCUCUAUCCGUUGGUGCUGCUGUGGGAAUGGAGUUUUGGGCAAGAUGGGCUCAUAAAGCUCUCUGGCACGCUUCUUUAUGGCAUAUGCACGAGUCUCACCACCGACCCAGAGAAGGUCCAUUCGAGCUUAACGAUGUGUUUGCUGUAAUUAACGCUGUUCCAGCUAUAGCCCUCCUCAAUUAUGGUUUCUUCCACAAAGGCCUUGUUCCUGGCCUAUGUUUUGGUGCUGGUCUUGGAAUUACGGUGUUCGGCAUGGCGUAUAUGUUUGUCCACGAUGGUUUAGUUCAUAAAAGAUUCCCAGUGGGUCCCAUAGCCAACGUGCCCUAUUUGAGAAAGGUUGCUGCUGCUCAUCAGCUCCACCACUCAGAGAAAUUCGAGGGUGUGCCAUAUGGGCUGUUUCUGGGUCCCAAGGAACUUGAAGAGGUGGGAGGCCUCGAAGAGUUGGAAAAGGAGAUCGGAAGGAGAAUCAAAGCGUACAAGGGAUCGUAA
Messenger RNA from Prunus armeniaca (apricot), 933 nucleotides. The record is from the annotation of a GenBank genome assembly. Lineage: Eukaryota; Viridiplantae; Streptophyta; Magnoliopsida; Rosales; Rosaceae.